Astyanax mexicanus (Mexican tetra) is the source of this 3119-nucleotide messenger RNA. It is a transcript of the gene rbfox1l, whose product is annotated as RNA binding fox-1 homolog 1, like. Gene Ontology annotation, cellular component: nucleus; cytoplasm. NCBI's taxonomy places the organism in Eukaryota, Metazoa, Chordata, Actinopteri, Characiformes, Acestrorhamphidae. The record is from RefSeq and is a predicted model, not a curated record. Gene Ontology annotation, molecular function: mRNA binding. The transcript is spliced from 12 exons. Bases 312 to 1460 code for a protein of 382 amino acids. Gene Ontology annotation, biological process: regulation of alternative mRNA splicing, via spliceosome; nervous system development.
UGAACACAUGCCACCCCCCAAAGAUUUUUUCAGUGCUAGUUUUCCAUCGGUCGAGCAAGACAGACACACUCUAGUGUCUGUUUUCUUUCAUUUUCUUUUUUUGUUUUUUUUUUUAGAUUUUCAUCAUAGAUAAGACUUUUAUAUUUUUUCUUUCCAUUUUCUAGGACCACUUCUGGUCCAAGUUUUUGGACAUUAAUCUCCACUAGCCUUUCUGCUAGUUUUUUUAUCCCUACUUUUCUCUCUCCCGUUCCUCUUUUCCCUACUACCCCCUUGGUCUUUGCUCCUGCUGGUCUCUUUUCUGGCUAUGCACCAUGCUGUCCUCUCCUACUGUCAUUCUACAGCCUUACGGACUGCCUGUGUACCCACAAACUGCCUCCUGCUACCCCAGCUUAGUACAGGGUGCCCCUGCCCAGGAGGCAGGACCGGGCACUGGUGACCCUGCCCUGCCUCAGGUAUAUGCCCCACCCCCUUCAUAUCCACCUCCUGGACAGGCCCCUCCCACACCUGCCGGCAGGCUCCCACCCCUCGAUUUCAGCUCCGCCCACGCCAGCUCGGAAUACCAGGACCACCACCAGUUAAGAGUCUACCAGGGAGCUCAGCAUGAGGGGGCGGAGCCUUUAACUGCUAGUAGCACGGAUGACGCCCUGGCCCCUGUGACCUCUGACCCACAGCCUCUGAGUGCCUCCGUUGCGAGUGGUGGCGGAGCUGGAAGUGGGGGUGAGGAGGAGGGGUCAGGUAAAGCCCAGCCCAAAAGGCUUCACGUGUCCAACAUACCAUUCCGAUUCCGUGACCCGGACCUGAGGCAGAUGUUUGGGCAAUUUGGCAAGAUUCUGGAUGUGGAGAUCAUCUUCAAUGAGAGAGGGUCAAAGGGUUUUGGAUUUGUGACGUUUGAAAAUGCAGUGGAAGCUGAUCGAGCCCGAGAGAAACUCAAUGGCACAAUCGUGGAAGGCAGAAAGAUUGAGGUUAACAACGCCACGGCCAGGGUAGUGACCAAGAAGCCACAGACCCCACUUGUCAAUGCUGCUGGGUGGAAGAUUAAUCCAGUAAUGGGAGCCAUGUAUGCCCCUGAACUUUAUACUGUUGCCAGCUUCCCCUAUCCUGUUCCCACACCAACCUUGGCAUAUAGAGGCUCCGCCCUUCGGGGGCGUGGUCGUGCAGUGUACAACACAAUUCGCUCUGCAGCCACAGCGGCCACCCCUGCUGCUGUUCCAGCCUAUCCAGGGGUCGUUUAUCAAGAAGGUCUUUAUGGAACGGAAGUUUAUGGAGGAUAUCCUGCCACAUACCGGGUUGCUCAGUCCCCUUCAGCUGCAGCCACAGCCGCUUACAGUGACGGGUAUGGGCGAGUGUAUGCCACUGCAACUGACCCUUACCAUCACUCUGUCGGGCCGACCACCACUUACGGAGUAGGAACUAUGGCAAGUUUGUAUCGUGGAGGCUACAAUCGCUUUACCCCUUAUUGAACACAGCCCAUCUGCUACACCUCUGCCUCGCAGCGGGACUCAGGGGUCACUCCCAUCACAGAGCAGGACGGCCACUGAUCUUGGGACCUGCCUUGAGAAGCAAUUGACCUGAGCUAAGACCUGAGUGGCCUUCUGGAACAGAACUGAACGUAUUUAUUUAAUGUCUGAAAGUGCUGAAAGUAUUUAUUGAAGCUUAGGAAUUGCACCAACACUGAAGUCCAGAGUCUGAGAAGAUCCAAGCCACUGGAAUCUUAGUGAUUUUUGUUUUUAUGUUUUUGAUGUGGUGCUUAAAACAUAGGUAUGUUCACUUUUUAAAAUAUAUACGCCUAGGGAACAUUUUUCAAAACGCAGUGCUGCCUAUGAGGCCAGUGAGAACGGGUUGAGGUUGUGGCCUGUUCUAAAAUACUGAUUUUGGCACACUUUUUCCAAAAGCAUCUUAGUGUGAAGCUCAUCUCAACUGGUAAAGAAAUCAGUGGUGAUCAGGGUGAUGCUGGUUUGACCAUUUAAGAGUCCUUGGAAGCUUUUGGGAGACCCAAUCCUGAUGAGUUAGAAAUUUAUUUCAGUCAAAACCCUGAAGAGAAGCUAGGCCAUGUUGUAAUGCUAAACAAUGGGCUUCUAGUUUCACUUUGUUCACUUUGCUUGAACUUUUUCUUUAAAGUGUGUUUAUAGCUUUUGGAAAAGACGUUCUUCAGAGAAACUCACAGACUUUCACUGCCCAGCUUCAUCAAGAGUCUGGGGUAUUACACUGUAUAUCAUGGUGACACCUUUAAGCUGAUUUUGAGUGCAGUAUGUCACUUGCUUAGCUACAAGAUGAGUGUAUGAGUGUGUGUGUGUUUGUGUGUGUGCUUGGUUUGUGUGAUUUUAUAAUGGUUAAAUGUGAAAAGGUGAGGUACAGUGAUGGCGCCGGUGCAUGUGAUACAUUUUUCAUACAUUCAUCACUGCCAUGUUCACAUGUUCUUCAUAAUCUACCUCUCAGAUGGACUUUUCUCCUGUUUUCACUCAGUUUGCUCUGAUACUUCUCCUUUAACAAACCGUCAGGCUGUCUUCAGCAUGCUGCGUUGUCCCAUUUGUUUUCUAAAACAAUAUUUAAAAGUGCCUUUUCCUGCUAUAUCAACUCUUGCUCAACCCCUUAUACAUUUAAACCAUGUAUGUAAGCCCUCACUUCAUUACUAUUCUAAUAAUUUGCACACAUUUAUAGGCCCUAUGAUAGAACUCUGAUGCACUCUGAUCAGCCUAGACAUGUUUGGUGUUUGUAGUUUUUAGUUUGCUAUGAGAAUAACAGAUCUAAUAAGUAAUCGAAUUUAAAAUUACACAAAUCACAUGGCUAAAUCAUCUCAACACACCACUCUUCUCAACUAGACUCCACAAUGUGGCCUUUGACACCUAAUGACAUACUAUUAUGUCUAAAAUCAUGUUUAAAAUUGCUCCAUAUGACUGCGCAGAUUUCUCACAGCUGGAGCCUGACAUGCUUACAGUAUUCACACUCUACUGAUUUCUGGUUAGAGUAUUGAUCUAUGUUUUGAAGUUAAUUUGGUUACAGAUGCAGUUUAUGACCCUGAGUCUUCCCCAUUUCCGUUUCUUCUUCUCCUUUUGUAUCUUACUUUGAAUUUUUGUUCACUUCUGCUGUAAAUAAACCAUCUCUCACUGUGUUCCACCUUC